GAUUCUAUUUGAAAAUUAUUUUCAACCCUAACCCUCGUUAUCUCUCCCCUAAGUAAUUGUCUAUAGUUGAAGUCUAUAGAAAAAAUGACAAUUUUAUUUUUACUUUAAAAUUUCUUUUGAGACAAAGUAUAAGUUUGUAAAAAUGAAUAGUAAAAUAGAGACGCAUAAUAAUAAUAGGCAGACAUGUAAGAGUUUGUGGAAUAUUGAGCUGAUAGUAUUGCAAUUAAUUGGAUUAAAAUCACUUCGCGAAGCAUUUGGUAGAGAAAAAUAUCAUAGCGCUUCAUUUGGGGAAAAAUUUAUGUGCAGCUUAGGGGUAACUGUAUUUAUUAUAUAUGUUUUUUCUGGGUUCUGGACAUUACAUUUGGUGGGAUAUGAAGACAUCAGCUACGCGGCUGAGGUAAUUACGGUGAUACUAUCAGCCACUAUGUGCAUGAUAAAGGGUCUAACAUUGUCAUUUCAUCGACGUCAACUAUUUGUAAUACUUCGAGAUUUAAAUAUAUUGUGGAAAGAUGCGAGGACACGAAAAAAUUUAAGCUUUGAAAUAAAUGAAUUGAUUGAUAGUUCUAAGCCAGCGCGAUAUUGCUAUAUGUUUGCUGCAAUUUCAGUUGGCCUCAGCUACGGAUUACGUCCGUAUUAUUUAUUAAUGGGUCAUUAUCUGCAUACAAAUAACAGUACAAUAGAUUAUUCAGCGACUGUUUAUCCCUUACUGUAUCCAUUUCCUUACCAUUCAUUCAUUUCAUACAAUUUGUGCCUAAUUUAUGAGCAAUGUGUAAAUUAUUUUGCCGUUUUCUAUUGGAUUUCAUGUGACACCAUUUUUAUUCAACUUACCACACAUAUUUGUAUACACCUGCUGGUGCUGGGUGAUGACUUCAAUUUUCGGCCGCAAAAUGACAUAAAAGUUAUGAAUUACUCAAAUAGCGAAAGAGUGAUAGCUCUAAGUAAGAAACAUCGUCAUAUUUUAGGGAUGUGUAAACAAGUAGAAAAACUCUUUAAUCCAAUUGUUUUCUUUACGAUACUGUUCAAUGGAUUGGAUUUGUGCUGCUGUAUAUUUACACUAGACAAAGAAUUGUCAGAAGGACAUUGGCCAAAGUUCGCCAGAAGCGUCGCCCAUGCGAUGACGUUAUUAAUUCAAAUAAUUAUUUAUUGCAAUUUCGCCCAUCGUGCCACUGAAUUGACAAAAAAUAUUGCCGACUCAAUUUAUAAUUCCCAAUGGAUAAAUUAUGAUAAAAAAGUACAGAAACUAUUGAUGAUAACAAUGAUGCGGGCCAACAAAGAGUACAAAUUUAUGGCUUACGGUCUUCUGAACCUCGAUCGCGAACAAAUGACCAGAAUAUUCAAGACAACCGGAAGUUACAUAGCUCUAUUACGAAGUUUUUCAUAAUCAUAAUUAAAUUUGUAGUUAAUAAAUAAAAAUUUGCCAAUAAAAAAUUUUAUUACUUGUUAAUAAUUAAUAAUUAUUAUAUUUGUAAUA
This is a messenger RNA of Microplitis mediator, 1471 nucleotides long. Its product is annotated as odorant receptor 47a-like. Gene Ontology annotation, molecular function: odorant binding; olfactory receptor activity. Gene Ontology annotation, biological process: sensory perception of smell; detection of chemical stimulus involved in sensory perception of smell. Gene Ontology annotation, cellular component: plasma membrane. The transcript is spliced from 8 exons. Lineage: Eukaryota; Metazoa; Arthropoda; Insecta; Hymenoptera; Braconidae. The coding region runs from base 143 to 1381 and encodes 412 amino acids. The record is from RefSeq and is a predicted model, not a curated record.